Messenger RNA from Dentiscutata erythropus, 149 nucleotides. Lineage: Eukaryota; Fungi; Glomeromycota; Glomeromycetes; Diversisporales; Gigasporaceae. The record is from the annotation of a GenBank genome assembly.
AGCCAGAAGUUGUAAGAGCCCUAAGAGGAGUAACUUGCUUAGCAAGGCGUGUAGUGGGAAUUGUUGUUAGAAAUGAAUUUUCUCCUAGUGCGAUAGAAGAAGCAAAUUUAUCUGAAAUUCAUCCGAUUAUUCUUACAACUAAAACCUGA